CAGCCAAGUGACAACUGACAUCGACGCCUAUGUAUAUUGUAUUCCUAGAUUUGAAUCUCUAAAAAAACCACUAUGGCAAUUGGUGUGGAUUCUUCAAAAUGGAAACCUAGAAAGGUAAAAGGAACACCUGCAGCAAGAGUAGGAAAUCUAAUAGCUUUGGGUGUUCUAACUUUUGGAGUUAUAAGCGGAGUAGCAUAUCACGUUUGGUGGACACCACCAAAGCUGAGAAAAGCUGUCGAAAAGCUUUAUGAAGACCCUAUUGAAGAAGUAGAACGACGAAUGAUGAUUGCAAGUGGUCUACCGAAUAGAUCUGGUGACAUGAUUAGAAAGCUAAUGGAAGAAGAUGCAAGAACGGAUUUACCACAUAAAUAAUAUGAAUGUAGAUAAGUUUAGUAAUAGAUCCAAUGAGACUUCCAGCGAAAUCCUUAGUAAAUAUUUUAAUAAGGGAGAAGCAAUGGACGAGAGUUUGUCUGAAUUUCAAGAAAAGAAGAAAAAUAAUGCUGGCCCAAAAAGCCAAAGCAAACCUAAAAGGAAACCAAAGAAAAAACCAAAAGGUCAAAAAGAUAUUAGAAAUCUUAUGAAACCUAAGAAAAAUGAAUUAAUUUCUUAUUCAAAAGACUUUGAUGGUAUUUGUAAGCAGUCAGGAAUAGAUAUAGAUUCUGAAGAAUUACAACUUGCAAUUGCACUGUCAAAAUCUUUACAGGAAAAUGAAUCUACUCAGAAUGUAUGCAAAGAAACAUCAAAACCUAUGACAUCACAGGAAAGAACUAAGGUUAUAAGGGCCACACUUCAAGAAUAUGGGUUUAAAGCAAGCAAAGGUAUUAACUCUGGUAGGAGUCUAGGAAAGAAAAAAUACAAAUUAUUAACAAUAAGUAAUGAAGAGAAAGAACAAAUUAUUUAUGAUAAAUAUGCUGAGGUACUUUCUUCACAAGGAUCUUAUAAAAGCAUUCCAAUUCAAGUGGAUAAUUCUCAAAGUCAUCUAUAUCAUCUUGCCACAUCUAUUGACUACAAUGACAUGAAUUAUAACUUAUUUUAUGUCACAGGUUUGAUUGAAAAAUCACCAAACUUCUCCCUGUUGAAGGAUUGGUCAAAAAUACCUGGUAGGCCAGUAAGCCCUGUUUUUGAAGGUCCAUAUAUAAGUUUUGUAGAUAUGGAAUGCUCAUCAAAAGACUUAGAUCAUAUACUGAGUGGUACAAUAAAGUCAACACAAGAAAUUAUAUGGGAAAAGGUUCUAGGGAAUAAUUUGAGCUCACAGAACCAACUUAUGGAGGAAUUAUCCAAAGAAUCAGAGAAGAAUGCUUGUAAUUUAAAAAUGAAUACUAAUGAUGGUAUAUUACCACUGAGCAAUUCAACAUUAAUGACUAGUCAAAAUCGAAGCAACUCUCCAGAUUUAUUUGAUGAUGAAGUCACUCUAAUAAUGGACAGUAACAAGUCUGAGAGAUUAUUUGAUGACAAUUCUAUACAAAUAACAACAUCCAUUGAUUUGACUCAAAAUGUAAAUACUUGUAUAUCUAUGAAACCUCACUUUACAGACUUGUCAGAAUUCAAAAUAAAUAACAAUUUAGUGAAUAUUACAGAUUGUGCUUAUGAAUCUGAAAAUAUUAAAAUUGAUCUCACUCAAAGCUUUGACAGUAAAAGAAACUCCAAUGGAGCUGAUGAACAAAUGGAACAAUGUAUAAGUAAAAAUAUAAACAUAAAUUGUCAAACUAAUGAACCUUCUAACGUAAUCAAUACACAAGUAAUUUUUAAUAAUUGUAGCACUGACAAAACUAUUCUGUUCGAUUUGAGUCAAUCUUCAAAUUCUAGUGAUGACUUACCUGAAAUAAAAAUGAAUUUAAAUACAAAUAAAUCAUCAGAAGACACUAUAAUUGUACCAGAUGAUUUUAGUAUACCAAAACACAAGAAAUCAUUUGAAAAUCUAACGAAUAGUUCAAAGAUAUUUGACUUGACAACUUGUUUGAAUGACCUAAAAGCUGUACAUGAGCAAGAAAGUAAAUUUAACAAAUACUGUUUGAAUAAUACAACAACUGAAAGUCUGGAAGCUGAUAAGAGGAGCACUGAUUUAACAUCUGUUGAUUUUGAUGUUAAUAAUGACUUAAAUGCUGUCAAUAAUAAACACUCUGAUAACAGUGCUACUCUAUUAAAUACAGAUAAAGAAAUAAAUACUGAAUCAAAAAUAGUUGCAAAUAAUAUUAAUAAUGAAAGUCUUUUAGAUAUCCUAGACAGUAUUGAGGAAAGUACAAGUGAAACAGAGGAAUGUGAUAGAAUUGUUAUAACUAAUUCAUCUGAUGAUUGUUCUGUGGAUGGACAAAAUAUAGAUGAAAGUAAUGUCUUUGGACAUUGCAGCUAUACAAUUGAAGAAACCAAAAAUAAUAAAAAUAAUUUAGUACAAUAUAAAAAAAAUGAUAUUACUAAUUCUUCCAAUGAUAAUUCUGUAGAUGGUCUAAAUAUAGAUGCAAAUAAUGACUUUGAACUGGGCAAUGACUAUGUGUCUAUUAACUAUGAUGAUAAUGAUUUAGGAAUAGAAAAUUAUAACCCUUGUUCAAGUGAAAGUACCAUUGCUAUAGAUUUGAACAUUUCAAAAUAUACACCAAAUACUAAAAAAUAUUCUGGAAGUUUUAACUGUUCAUUAAAACCACAGGAAAAUUACGAUUAUGUUGGUACUUCAAUAAUGGAAUUAACAGACAGCAACAAAAUAAAUUAUGAUAGAAGUUUAAAUAGAUCAUUAAGUGAUAGUUUUUUACCCUUAGUUGAAGUAAGAGGUAGAGAUCGGCCAACACAAUCACAAAAUAUGGUUUCUGAUGAAAGAAAGUGUGGAACUUUUGGCCAGGAAUCAGAUUAUGAUAUUGUAAAAACACCUUGUGACAAGGAAUAUAUAAUUAAAACAGAUUGUGUUACACCUAUGAGAGAUUAUGAAUCUAUGUCGAGUCCUGAAAGAAAUAUGGAAUUAGAAAGGUAUGGUUUGAAACCAUUCAGGCGAAAAAGAGCAAUUCAACUACUGACAUAUAUCUAUGAUCAAACACAUCCUAUAAUGGAUGCUAGCAAUCAGGCAUCACCCUCAAAAAGAAGAAAAGUAUCAGCAAGUAUAUCCCCAAUGAAACACCAGUCACCUGUAAAAGUAAUACAAGAACUAAAUAUAAAUAAUAUGGAGAAUAUUUAUGUGGAAACAAAUACUUUACCACUUAUAAAGGAAAUUGCAUGUAGUCCUGAUGAUUGGGUGUUUCAGACAAGGGAAAAGGCUAAGGUACAGUCAUGUCGAUUGCCACUGCACGUCGCAUUCCACAACUACGUGAGCUGUCGUCGACGGCUGCAGGACGCCAUCUUGUCGUACGAGCCGAUCGACAUUGAUUGUGUUCACAAACAACUGGUGGCGAGCGGUUAUCGAUACAAUCCGAAGGAUUUGCUCAAAUUUAUGGAUAAAAAGUGCAUCACAGUGAAGACCGCAGAAAAGAACAAUCGUAAUAGAAGAUAGAUCGUGUUUAUAUUUUGUGGUUUAAAUUAAAAAAUUUCAAAUUU
Molecule: messenger RNA, 3516 nt
Organism: Leptidea sinapis
Lineage: Eukaryota; Metazoa; Arthropoda; Insecta; Lepidoptera; Pieridae
Gene: mus312
Product: structure-specific endonuclease subunit SLX4
Exons: 6
Coding region: 344-3472 (1042 amino acids)
Biological process (GO): resolution of meiotic recombination intermediates; interstrand cross-link repair; meiotic DNA double-strand break processing
Cellular component (GO): nucleus; Slx1-Slx4 complex
Molecular function (GO): enzyme binding
Source: RefSeq, a predicted model, not a curated record